CGGCACCAACCGCUCGACGGCGCGCGCCGCCCGCGCCCUCCGAUUGGCCGGCGCCCCCCGCCGGAUGUGGCGUCACGGCGCCGCGCGGAGACGGCGGGGCAAGAUGGCGGCGCCCGGCGAGCCGGGGCAGGCGGCGUUCGCGCGGAGAAUCGACCCGGCCCGGGAGCCGGGGCUCAGCCCCGAGCAGCGCCGCCUCAUGGCGCAGGUGGAGCACGCCCAGCGCCAGCGCGUCCUGCAGCGCCGGCUCCGCAGCCGCAAUGUGCUGCUGGCGCUCGGCAUCGGCGCGGUGACGUUUGGCAUCUACGGCUACACCUUCUACUCGGUGUCGCAGGAGCGGUUCCUGGACGAGCUGGAGCAGGAGGCGGAGGCGGCGCGGGCGCGGGCCCGGGCGCGGGCCGAGGGCGCCGCCAGCUGAGCGGGAUCCCCGGCCCGGCCCGGCCCGGCCCGUGACUGAGCUGCCGCCCUCGCCAGGCACGACGGGCCUCGAGGCAGAUGCGCCUGAGGGCCUCGGGCCUGCCCCGGGCUCUGCUUUGGCCCGGAGAAGGCCCCGGGGCUCCCCGCAGGCCGGGACCCCGCGGGCAGAGCCGCCCCGGGCCGUGCCCAUAGGAAGGACGGGGGCGCCCGGUCCCACCGCUGCCCACAAUAAAUCCUCUCCCUGGAGACCGCGUCAGC
Messenger RNA from Lonchura striata (white-rumped munia), 672 nucleotides. RefSeq names its product cytochrome c oxidase assembly factor 3 (gene COA3). Gene Ontology annotation, biological process: mitochondrial respiratory chain complex IV assembly. Gene Ontology annotation, cellular component: mitochondrial inner membrane. The record is from RefSeq and is a predicted model, not a curated record. NCBI's taxonomy places the organism in Eukaryota, Metazoa, Chordata, Aves, Passeriformes, Estrildidae.